This is a messenger RNA of Lathyrus oleraceus (garden pea), 7924 nucleotides long. RefSeq lists its product as uncharacterized. NCBI's taxonomy places the organism in Eukaryota, Viridiplantae, Streptophyta, Magnoliopsida, Fabales, Fabaceae. Gene Ontology annotation, biological process: proteolysis. The record is from RefSeq and is a predicted model, not a curated record. Gene Ontology annotation, molecular function: aspartic-type endopeptidase activity. The transcript is spliced from 3 exons. The coding region runs from base 2092 to 3594 and encodes 500 amino acids.
CCUACCAAAAAAACUCAUUAUUAAAAGAACCUUGGCAGAGUUCACAUCAGAAAUCUGUACAAGGCGAGUUUAACCCAUUGGUAUAUUUCCGUCAAGAAAAGCGACCGGACAGAAGGAAGAACAGAAGUAGUAGAAAAAAGGAAGAACAGAAGUAGUAGAAAAAAAGGAGAACGGGUAAAAGAGCUGAGGAAGAACAAACGGACCAAAGGAGCACUUACUUGAGGUACUUAAGUUGCUUUAAGUUCAUUUGAACUUUGCUUGGCAUUGCUUAUGGUUGCAUACCACUGAGGCAGGAUUGAUGAUCAACGUCCGCACCGCUACGCAACCCGGUUGAAUCAACAGAGGAACAUGGACCAAGUGCAAGCUGAGUUGGCUGAGAUGAGAGCUAACAUGGCCCAAUUCAUGACCAUGAUGCAAGGGGUCGUUCAAGGGCAAGAGGAGCUACGUGCCUUAGCCCAGAGACAAGAAGCUGUGAUCCCACCUGCCAGUCGUGCUUCACCAGUGGGUGCCCCUAUUAAUGAUAAUGUUGUUGCUGCUGCCCCCGUCAAUGACUACGCCGUGGGUGAUGAGUUAAGGGGAAUCAGAAUCAAUGGACAACCUCUUGCUGUAGAGACUGUUAAUGCUAGAAUGACUCGUGCUCCGAUUCGCCAUCCUGCUCCGCUGGUUGACAGGCAGGAGGAUAUGUUCACCUUGCUCAGUGAGGAUGACGAAGUUGUAAGGGUUGAAGAGAGGGACAGAAAGGUUGAUGCCCUAGCUGAGAAGAUCAGAGCCAUGGAGUGUCAGAACUCUUUGGGGUUUGAUGUUACGAAUAUGGGGUUGGUGGAAGGAUUGAGAAUUCCUUAUAAGUUCAAAGCGCCUUCCUUUGACAAAUACAGCGGUACCUCUUGUCCUCGCACCCAUGUGCAGGCUUACUACAGGAAGAUCUCUGCUUAUACCGACGAUGAAAAGAUGUGGAUGUAUUUUUUCCAGGAUAGCUUGUCUGGAGCUUCCUUGGAUUGGUACAUGAAGCUGAAAAGAGAAUCCAUCAGAAGUUGGAGAGAUCUGGGUGAAGCCUUUUUGAGGCAAUACAAACACAAUAUGGACAUGGCUCCAAGCCGGACUUAGUUACAGAGCUUAUGUCAAAAAUCAGGAGAAAGUUUCAAAGAGUACGCCCAGAGAUGGCGGGAAUUAGCUGCAAGGGUGCAACCCCCUAUGCUGGAGAGGGAGUUUACCGAUAUGUUCAUCGGGACCUUACAAGGUGUGUUUAUGGACCGGAUGGGGAGUUGCCCAUUCGGUAGUUUCUCUGAUGUAGUGAUCUGUGGGGAGAGGACAGAAAGCCUUAUUAAAGCUGGAAAGAUUCAGGAUGUUGGUUCUUCGUCUUCAAAGAAGCCAUUUGCUGGGGCACCCCGUAGGAGGGAGGGUAAGACUAAUUCCAUGCACAGUCGGAGAAAUACAAACAGAGGUCAGUAUCGCCAGGUUGCUGCUGUAACCAUCCCAGCACCUCAACCGCGACAACAGCAACAACAAAGAGCACCACCACCACCACAACAACAACAACAACGUCCGUUUCAGCCGAGACAGAGGAUGUCAGAUCGUCGUUUCGACCCGUUACCUAUGACAUACGCUGAGUUGCUGCCCGAGCUGCUCAGGUUGGGGUUUGUUGAGUUGCGUACAAUGGCUCCGUUGACGAAGAUACCUGCUGGGUAUGAUGCCAACGUUCGUUGUGACUUCCAUUCCGGUGCACCGGGGCAUCAUAUAGAGAAUUGUCGGGCUUUUCAUCAUAAGGUCCAGGACUUAAUUGACGCCAAAACAGUCAAUUUUGCUCCUGUGCCUAAUGUUGUGAAAAAUCCUAUGCCUCAGCAUGGUGCGCAUAGGGUGAACAAUGUGGAAGAUGGGGAAGCCGAAGACUUGGUAGUUGAUGUUGGUGAGGUCCAGACGUCGCUGUUUGUUGUGAAAGAGCGUCUGUUGAAUGGGGGAGUGUACCCGGGCUGUGAGAAGGGCUGUUCAGACUGUGAAGAUUCUAAGAAUGGUUGUAUGUAGUUGAAGAACGGUAUCCAGAGUCUGAUUGACGAGGGUUGUUUGCAGUGUGCUAGGGCUGUGAAAGAACAUGGGAUGGUGUCAAUUGUCACCAUUUAUUUCAAACCGUCUGAAGGUUCUGGACGUGGCCAGAGAACUGUCAGUGCACCUGUAACCGUUGGUACUCCUGUUACCAUUUCUGCUCCAGUAACUGUUAGUGCUCCCACUACUAUUGUUGCUUCUGGUAGAAGUCAGAUCCAACCAGUUAAUCAGUCUCCAGUGACUAUUGGUUUGCCGAGUAAAGCUCCUGUGACUGUUGGUCCGGUUGUGGACAAUGUAGGAGGACCCGGAGGUUUCACAAGAAGCGGUCGUCUGUUCGCACCACAACCUUUGAGAGACAACAAUGCUGAGGCUCUCGCCAAAGCGAAGGGUAAGCAAGUUGUGGUUGAAGAGGAACCCGUGCCGAAGAAGGCGCCUGAGGGUUCGUUUGAGAAAGAUGUGGAGGAGUUUAUGAAGAUUAUUAAGAAGAGUGACUACAAGAUUGUAGAUCAGCUGAAUCAAACUCCGUCCAAAAUUUCUAUACUCUCAUUGCUAUUGUGCUCUGAGGCACACCGUAAUGCCUUGCUGAAAAUGUUGAAUCUGGCUUACGUGCCUCAGGAAAUCUCUGUCAACCAGUUGGGGGGUGUGAUUGCCAAUGUGAGCACGAGGCAUGGUUUGGGGUUUACAGAUUUGGAUCUGACACCUGAAGGUCGCAACCAUAACAAGGCCCUGCAUAUCACCAUGGAGUGUAAGGGUGCAGUGUUGUCUCAUGUGCUGGUGGAUACGGGAUCCUCGUUGAACGUGUUGCCCAAGAAGAUUCUGAGUAAGAUAGAUGUUGAAGGGUUUGUCCUCACUCCGAGCGAUCUCAUUGUUCGAGCUUUUGAUGGAUUCAAAUGGUCUGUUUUUGGUGAAGUCACGUUGCCAGUGAAGAUUGGCCCGGAGGUGUUUGAUAUUAUCUUCUAUGUGAUGGACAUCCAUCCAGCAUAUAGUUGUUUAUUGGGGCGUCCCUGGAUACAUGGGGCUGGGGCAGUUUCGUCAACUCUCCAUCAGAAGCUGAAGUAUGUAUGGAAUGGUCAGAUUGUGACUAUGUGCGGCGAGGAGGACAUUCUGGUGAGUCAUUUAUCCUCUUUCAAGUACGUGGAGGUGGAUGGAGAGAUCCAUGAAACUCUGUGUCAGGCAUUCGAGACCGUUGCUCUUGAGAGGGUGGAUUUUGCUAAGCAGAAGAAGCCAAGUGCCUCAAUUGCAUCCUACAAGCAGGCUAUGGAGGUUGUCAACUCAGGCAAGGCAGAAGGCUGGGGCAAGAUGGUGGAUCUGCAUGUCAAAGAAGACAAAUUCGGUAUUGGUUAUCAACCUCUACAGGAAGAGCAGGGCGAGCAGAAAGGGCCGAGUUCCUUUACCAGCGUCGGGCUGAUGAAUCAUGGUGACGUCUUUGCAGCCAGUAGUGAAGACGGAGACAGUGAUUGUGAUCUGAACAACUGGGUUCGCCCGUGUGCACCAGGGGAGACAAUUAACAACUGGGCGGCUGAAGAAGUGGUCCGAGUUACUCUUCAAACAGAGUAAUUUUCUUUUGUUUUUCAUUUUGCACAAAACCCUACGUUCUGCCCAAGGCGUAGUGGUUCAUUGUAGGGCCUCAUCAUGUUUUACAAUGAUAUCAUUAAUAAAGGACGUUUUGCAAACAAUUUUGUGAUCCCUGUCUUUCUGUUCUUGUUUUCAUUCUUUUUAAAAAAACAAUAAAAAUGGCAAUGUUUUUUUGUUUUUGUGACUUUCUUGAACUCUUUUCUAAAAUAAAGCAUUAAACAUGCAGAAGUGAUCCUACGGACUCCACUAUAAACAGUUCUGUUAUGGCUCAGUAUGAUUUCAAUAAUCGCAUCUACCAAGCUGAAGAGGAGAGUGAGAAAGACUGUGAACUCCCCAAAGAACUGGUCAGAUUAUUGAAGCAGGAGGAAAGGGUCAUCCAACCUCAUCAGGAGGGAAAUUAUUAACCUGGGUACUGAGGACGCCAGAAGAGAGAUCAAGAUCGGGGCUGCUUUGAAGGAAGAUGUCAAGAGAGGGCUGAUUGAGAUGCUGAGAGAAUAUAUGGAGAUAUUCGCCUGGAAGUAUCAAGAUAUGUAUGGGUUGGAUACAGAUAUUGUGGUGCAUAGACUACCUCUCAGAGAAGAUUGUCCUUCAGUCAAGCAGAAGCUUCGCAGAACUAGUCCUGAUAUGGCUGUCAAGAUCAAGGAAGAGGUUCAGAAGCAGUUGGAUGCGGGUUUUUUGUCAGUUACUACCUAUCCCCCCUGGGUGGCCAACAUUGUUCCCGUGCCGAAGAAGGAUGGCAAAGUCAGGAUGUGUGUCGAUUACCGGGAUUUAAACAGAGCGAGUCCGAAAGACGACUUCCCAUUACCUCACAUUGAUGUAUUGGUUGAUAAUACUGCUCAAUCCUCGGUUUUCUCUUUCAUGGACGGUUUCUCUGGCUAUAAUCAGAUUAAGAUGGCGCCAGAGGACAUGGAAAAGACGACAUUCAUUACACCUUGGGGCACGUUCUGUUAUAAGGUGAUGCCAUUUGGGCUGAAGAACGCCGGUGCUACCUAUCAGAGGGCUAUGACGACUCUGUUUCAUGACAUGAUGCACAAAGAGAUUGAAGUGUACGUGGAUGAUAUGAUUGCGAAGUCGCAGACAGAAGAGGAGCAUCUGGUAAAUCUGCAGAAGUUGUUUGAAAGGUUGAGAAAAUUCAAACUGAGGCUGAAUCCAAACAAGUGUACGUUUGGGGUGAGAUCUGGGAAGCUGUUGGGUUUCAUUGUUAGUGAGAAAGGGAUUGAGGUUGAUCCAGCAAAAGUCAAAGCUAUUCAAGAGAUGCCUGAACCAAAAACUGAAAAGCAGGUUCGUGGGUUUUUAGGGAGAUUAAACUACAUUGCACAGUUUGUAUCUCACCUAACUGCCACGUGUGAACCGAUAUUCAAAUUGCUAAGGAAGAAUCAAGCAAUCAGGUGGAAUGAUGACUGUCAAAAAGCUUUUGAUAAGAUAAAAGAGUAUUUACAGAAACCUCUAAUCCUUAUACCUCCAAUGCCUGGGAGGCCUCUGAUAAUGUACUUGUCAGUGACUGAGAACUCGAUGGGGUGUGUAUUGGGACAGCAUGACGAGUCUGGUCAAAAAGAGCAUGCCAUAUACUACCUUAGCAAAAAGUUUACCGAUUGUGAAAUAAGAUAUUCGCAGCUCGAGAAAACUUGAUGUGCUUUGGCCUGGGCUGCUCGCCGACUGAGGCAGUAUAUGCUGAACCAUACUACCUUAUUGAUUUCUAAGAUGGAUCCAGUAAAGUACAUCUUUGAGAAGCCGGCUCUCACCGGACGUGUUGCCCGUUGGCAGAUAAUUUUAACUGAGUAUGAUAUCCAGUACACGUCGCAGAAGGCCAUCAAAGGUAGUAUUCUGUUAGACUACCUUGUCGAGCAAUCGAUUGAUGAUUAUCAGCCGAUGAUGUUUGAAUUCCCUAAUGAAGAUAUCAUGUAUCUGAAGAUGAAAGAUUGUGAAGAGCCUCUUGUCGAGGAAGGACCGGAUCCUGAUGACAAGUGGACAUUGAUGUUUGAUGGGGCUGUGAAUGUGAAUGGCAACGGUGUUGGGGCAGUUCUUAUUAAUCCUAAAGGGGCUCAUAUACAUUUUUCUGCCAGGCUGACUUUUGACGUAACCAACAACGAGGCUGAGUAUGAAGCUUGCAUCAUGGGGAUUGAAGAAGCCAUUGAUCUGAGGAUCAAAACUCUGGACAUAUAUGGAGAUUCCGCUCUAGUGAUUAACCAGGUCAAUGGAGAUUGGAAUACUCAUCAGCCGCAUUUGAUUCCUUACAGAGAUUACACCAGAAGAAUACUGACGUUCUUCAAGAAGGUGAAGUUGUAUCAUGUCCCCCGAGAUGAAAAUCAGAAGGAUGAUGCCUUGGCUACUUUGUCUUCUAUGAUCAAAGUUCAUUGGUGGAAUCAUGUGCCACACGUUGCUGUGAAUCGACUCGAGAGGCCUGCAUAUGUGUUUGCAGCCGAGUCUGUUGUGGAUGAGAAACCGUGGUCCUAUGAUAUCAAGAAUUUCCUCAAGAGCCAGGAGUAUCCUGAAGGAGCGUCAAAGAAUGACAAGAAAACCCUGAGAAGGCUAGCUGGAAGCUUUUAUUUGAAUCAGGAUGAUGUGCUGUACAAGAGGAACUUUGACAUGGUUCUGCUCAGAUGCGUGGAUAGACACGAAGCAGACAUGUUGAUGCAAGAAGUGCAUGAAGGAUCUUUUGGUACCCAUGCUGGUGGUCAUGCAAUGUCGAAGAAGUUGUUGAGAGCCGAUUAUUACUAGAUGACUAUGGAAUCCGAUUGUUUCAAGUACGCUCGGAAGUGCCAUAAAUGUCAAAUCUAUGCUGAUAAGGUGCAUGUGCCACCAAGCCCUCUGAAUGUCAUGAAUUCGCCUUGGCCGUUCGCGAUGUGGGGCAUUGACAUGAUUGGGAAGAUUGAGCCUACUGCUUCUAAUGGACAUCGCUUCAUCCUGGUUGCGAUUGACUACUUCACCAAGUGGGUGGAAGCAGUUUCCUAUGCCAAUGUUACCAAGCAAGUGGUUGCCCGGUUCAUCAAGAAGGAAAUCAUCUGUCGUUAUGGGGUUCCUGAGAGAAUCAUUACUGAUAAUGGUUCGAAUCUCAAUAACAAGAUGAUGAAAGAGCUUUGUAGAGAUUUCAAGAAUGAACAUCAUAAUUCUUCUCCUUACAGACCGAAGAUGAAUGGUGCUGUAGAGGCGGCAAACAAGAACAUUAAGAAGAUUGUGCAGAAGAUGGUCGUGACGUACAAGGAUUGGCAUGAGAUGCUGCCUUUCGCUUUGCAUGGGUACCGUACCUCAGUACGUACGUCGACCGGGGCAACCCCUUACUCCCUUGUGUAUGGUAUGGAAGCGGUCCUACCUGUUGAAGUGGAGAUUCCUUCUCUGAGGGUCUUGUUGGACGUCAAGCUCGACGAAGCUGAGUGGAUUCGAACAAGGUUUAAUGAGUUGAGCCUUAUCGAAGAGAGACAGUUAGCAGCUGUGUGCCAUGGGCAGUUGUAUCAGAGAAGGAUGAAGAGAGCCUUUGAUCAGAAAGUGCAUCCUCGAAGCUAUCAGACUGGUGAUUUAGUUUUGAAGAGGAUCCUUCCUCCCGGUACAGAUAACAGGGGCAAAUGGACUCCUAAUUAUGAAGGUCCAUAUGUUGUUAAAAAGGUUUUCUAUGGUGGAGCCUUGAUACUUACAACUAUGGAUGGUGAAGAUUUUCCGUCCCCUAUUAACUCAGAUGUAGUCAAAAAAUACUUCGCAUAAAUUGACCCGCUGGACGAAAAGAAAAAAGAGUCCAGGCAAAAAAGGGCAUCCCGGCGAACCAAACAAAAAAAAAGAGGUUCGGGCAAAAGUUAGGGAUAAAAAAUGAAAAGAUCGUACACCCGGUAAGUUGAAAACCCGCAAGGGCGGCUUAGGCAAAAAGGGGUAUCCCGGUGGAUUGAAAACCCGAAAGGGCGAUCAAGGCAAAAGAGGGAGUAAAGCGAAGACUACAGUCUGAGUUAUCUGUACUUCAUCACGCUUCAGUGUCUACCAUCUCGAAAGAUGUGAUCGGUCCAGUCAUUCUUCUCAGAAAGCAAGGAAUUUGGGAAAAACGGAUGAUCUGUGAGUCAUAACAGAAUUGGGAAAUAGUGGAUGCCGUGUUCACAUUGCCAUUAGGAUAGUUUAUUUUCUUUUUGUGCGCAAUUACCUCUUCCUGGGAAUUGCUUCCUGAUGUAUUUGCCUUUUCAGGCCCAUUUUCAAUCAAUAAAAGUCGUUAUUCAGAUAAAUUGCUCUCUUGUUUUUAUUUUACUAUUUUGUUUGCAAAAACGUCCGAAUUUUUUGAUAAACAUUGCAUAUAAAAACAUGAAGGCUAUGUUGGUGUAAGCCCUAGAGGCCAAUA